AUGGACCUAUAUUGUCAAAAUUUCGCUAUAAGAUUAAUUCAUUAUCGAGAUAGACAAGAACUACACAAUACACAAAAUGCUUUACAGACUGCUGAAGCCACGAAUCAAAAUCUGCAUACCAUAUUAGAAGUGCCAGAUAUGGAGAGAAGUUUUAUGUCAGGAUCAUCUACGGAUGAUUCCCAUUAUCAAAGAUUGGAAGAGGGACUAGAGAGAGCAUUAGAACCUGGGCAAAAACGUAGUCAUAUGUUAGAUGAAAUAUUAGAAGAAAAUAACUCAUAUAGCGAAAAUUCAGAUGAAACAAAUAAUGAAACGCAAUACUUUGAUACAAAUUCUCCAGAUACUUAUAAUCAAGACAUAAAUAUGGCUACAAUUCCAGAACUAGCCAAUGCCAUAGAUGGUUAUUUAACACCUCAAGAUAGACAAGUUUUGCAAAAUCAAAUAAAACAAACCACAAGACAAAUUCGUCGCAAAUAUGAUACCCAGCAACAAAUUAUUGCAGAUUUAAGCCAGCAAAAUCGAACAAGACGUGAAAGACGUGAAAAACAAGCAUAUAAAUUUUUAUGUGACUAUAUAACUCGAGAUCUAUUGAAAUACCAGCAAAAAUAUCAAAAUGAGCAGGCAUUACAACAAUAUUUGGCAUUAGUAAAUAAUCAACUUUUGAAUCAAAAUAUGGCAGAAGCUAGACGUUUACCUACAUUAAAAUAUGUAUCUACUCUGUUAAAACCAAUUCCUCAAUAUAUGGGACAAAUGCCUCUGAAUGACUACUGUGAUAUGGUCAUACAAGCCUGGGCUCCCGCUGUGCCAAAUAUGACUGCUCUUGAAACUGCAAAUGCUCAAGAUUUUGAUGAUGUCAAAUGUGAGAUUAUAAAAGAAAGAUUUCAGCCAUUUGAUACUCCAGAUACUUAUGAAACAAGAAUUCGACCAUUAUUAGGUGUAGCAAAUGAUGAUGCUCGUAUUUUAGGAACUAUUAAGACUUAUUUAUCAGGAGAUCGUGAACUUUAUAGUUGGAUGAGAACAGAAAAUCCAGCAGAUCAAAAUCAUGAUCAAGUACAAUCGGGCACGUUAGUACCCUCGUAUGAGAAGAAAAAUCUUUCGCAAGCGGUAUCUUCCUCAUAUAAUGAAAUGCAAAAAUCAUUUCAAGCUAUGUUAGAUAAACGAGAUGCUGAACAGAAGGCUGAGAUAGAAAAACGGGAUGCUAAACAUAAUACUGAGAUGGAAAAAUUGAAAGCCGAAGAAGAAGCAUUACAGUGGUUAGAUAAAGCUUUUCCCCCUCCCAUAGCAACUAAACCAGAACGAUUGCGUUCAUCAAAUCAAAAUGAUAGAAUAGAAUCAAAAGUAGAUGAAAUUGGUCAAAUGACUUCUCAAUUCGGAAGAAUGGUGCUUGAUAAUCAACCAAAAAACCUGUAG
Ambispora gerdemannii is the source of this 1407-nucleotide messenger RNA. The record is from the annotation of a GenBank genome assembly. NCBI's taxonomy places the organism in Eukaryota, Fungi, Glomeromycota, Glomeromycetes, Archaeosporales, Ambisporaceae.